Molecule: messenger RNA, 1179 nt
Organism: Zasmidium cellare ATCC 36951
Lineage: Eukaryota; Fungi; Ascomycota; Dothideomycetes; Mycosphaerellales; Mycosphaerellaceae
Exons: 3
Coding region: 1-1179 (392 amino acids)
Biological process (GO): peptidyl-serine phosphorylation
Cellular component (GO): cAMP-dependent protein kinase complex; nucleus
Molecular function (GO): ATP binding; cAMP-dependent protein kinase activity
Source: RefSeq, a predicted model, not a curated record
AUGGCCCCGGCCGUCGUGCAGAACAUCGCCUCGCGCUUCCACCGCAUGAGCCAGAGCGCCGGAGACAAGGACUACAGCGCGCGCGAGGAGGAGAAGCAGAAGCUGGCCGACUGGGAGGCCAACAAGCAGCCCCUGGAGCCCGAGGAGAUCCACGUCGAUCCCCAGAAAAAGCCGGUCGGACACUCGAGCAAAGUCUUGCGCAAGGAGGACUUCGAGUUGAUCAAGACCCUUGGCACGGGCACUUUUGCGCGAGUGUGGCUGACCAAGUUGGCCAAUCGAAGGAACAGGGACAACGAUAAGAAGGUGUUUGCGCUGAAGAUUCUGCGAAAAGUGGACGUGAUCCGCCUGAAGCAAGUCGAGCAUGUCCGCAACGAGCGCAAUGUCCUGGCCGCGGUCGCUGGGCACCCUUUCAUAACCACCAUGGUCGCCAGUUUUCAGGACACCGAGACUUUGUACAUGCUGCUCGAUUACUGCCCCGGCGGCGAAGUUUUCUCUUACCUACGACGAGCGCGACGAUUCAACGAGCCCACUUCACAAUUCUACGCCGCCGAGAUUGUUCUGAUAUUAGAGUUCUUGCACGAGCAGGAGGGCGUCGCAUAUCGUGACUUGAAGCCGGAAAAUAUACUUAUUGAUGCCGAGGGGCAUCUCAAGCUGGUGGACUUUGGCUUCGCGAAGAAGAUAGAUAAUAGAGAAACGUACACGCUUUGUGGCACGCCCGAGUACCUCGCACCCGAAGUCAUUCGAAACACCGGACAUGGCACAGCAGUGGACUGGUGGGCUUUUGGGAUCCUGAUCUAUGAGUUCCUGGUUGGCCAACCGCCCUUUUGGGAUCAAAACCCCAUGAAGAUUUACGAGCAGAUUGUUGAAGGCAAAGUGCGAUACCCCAGCGCCAUGUCAAAAGAUGCAAGAGAUAUCAUUGGCGGGCUAUGUACAGUCGACGUGACGAAGCGACUGGGCAAUGUCAAAGGAGGCGCGUCGACCGUGAAGAAGCACCCGUGGUUCAAGAACAUCAACUGGGACGAGCUAUACCACCGGAAGAUGCAAGGGCCAAUAGUACCGCAUUUGAAGGCACCCGAUGAUACGAGGAAUUUCGACGAGUAUGAUGCUGAGCCUCAGCAGAAAGAGCCGUACACGAAGGAAAUGCAAGAAAAGUACGACCGCAUGUUCGCCGACUUUUGA